Ipomoea nil (Japanese morning glory) is the source of this 713-nucleotide messenger RNA. Its product is annotated as protein RALF-like 24. Lineage: Eukaryota; Viridiplantae; Streptophyta; Magnoliopsida; Solanales; Convolvulaceae. The transcript has a single exon. The record is from RefSeq and is a predicted model, not a curated record. Bases 93 to 539 code for a protein of 148 amino acids.
UUACCAAAAACACUUGCACUCCAGUACUUCUUCUUCAAUGUCAUUUCUUUCACAGCCACAAAUCUCAAACUUUUCACUCCCCAUAACAAAUCAUGAAAAAAACACCAGCAGGGAAAAUCUUGGCACACAAGAUGCUGAAAACCCAACUUCAUUUCAAACCCUUCAUCACCAUCUCAUUAGCAUUACUUUUCUUGAAUCCCCAGUUGAGUCUCGGUGGUGGGUCUUCAGUAAUGGGCCUAAAUCCGGUGAAAGGCAGCGACUUUGAUGUAAUGGUUAAAAGGGGUUGCGUUGGAAAGAGCAGUGAGUGCACUGCCAUGGCUAUGGAGGAAGAAGAGAUGGAUUCUGAGAGCAAUAGGAGGGUUUUGCUGAUGCGGAAGAGGUACAUUAGCUAUGAGACUCUGAAAAGAGAUUUGGUGCCCUGUGAUACUCCAGGUGCUUCAUAUUACAACUGCAAGGGUCCUGGGAAAGCUAACACUUACAACAGAGGGUGUGAGAUCAUCACAAGGUGUGCUAGAGAGGUGAAUGGCAUCAAUUCUUGAUGGGAUUGUAGUACAGAGAUGAAAUUGGUAAAGUUUUUUUAACUGUGCUUGGAACAUUUUGCUGAUUUUUGGUUUAGGAUUCUUUGCUUUGUUUGUUGUAAAUGUGAAGAUUUAUCUGUCUAUUUUCUGUUUUGACUGUUUAUGUUUAAUUUCAUCUGAUGCCAUUGAGAAUAA